Linum trigynum is the source of this 4389-nucleotide messenger RNA. Lineage: Eukaryota; Viridiplantae; Streptophyta; Magnoliopsida; Malpighiales; Linaceae. The record is from the annotation of a GenBank genome assembly.
UAUCAUAUCACAUAUAUUUAAGCAGUAGAAUCCGGCAGCAACAGUAGAAUCCGACGGUGGUCAGCUGUUGGUGAGAGGAAUCUGGCAGCGACAGUAGCGAGCGGAGGAUAGAGGAGCUCGGCGAUGGUUGGCAGGGUAAGAGACUGUUCGUAGGUUUUGGUUAGAAAUUGAGUCAGGAGGAUAAAAGGGUCAAUUAGGUGCAUUUUAGGGCCACAAACUUUGAAUUUUAGGGCGACGAAUAGCGAUUCAGAAACAAAAUAAAGCGAGGUUUUUGGAAGGCUUGAAAAUUUGGGUUUCCGCCCUUUGUUUUCUGAUAGCAAAAGCAACUUAAAAGCUCUCCAUUCUAAUUCCCUGCAGUGCGAAACCCUAACAUCAAUUUCGGGGGAGAAAAGAUACAUAGUUUAAGGGGAGCAUGGAGCUAAAUCACAGGUUCGUCAUUUAUAAGUAACCCCUUCUCAAGUCAAGCUUUCUAACUCUUAACCAUUUUAAGAGUUGGGUUUGGGGUUGUCAAGAAUAGGUAGGUGAUUUGUGGAAGUAACAAACAAGUUGAGGACGGAUUUUCUUCGUCCUGAUAACCAAAACCGAUUUGAGUUGGGAAAUUAGGUGUCAAGAAGGGUUGUCUCUUACCUAGACCAGAAUGGUGAGUAUUCUCCGAUCCAAUCCAAUCCUUUGCUUUUCUAUAUACUAGAAUCAAUACUCGUGGCUACGCCACGGGGACUAAAGUUGCAUCAACAUGAUCAUAUAGGUGACGAUAACAUGAAUCGUCGUAUUAUUGGCAGUGUGUUGUUUUAGAGUAUUGAAAGUUUGUUCAUGAAACUUUGUAUGUUGAGUUUGAUAGUUAAUUAGCAUGUUGCUCAAUUAACGUACAUCUUUGCCAUUGAGUUCCACAUUUUAAAGGCAAAAGUAAAAAGCAAAUGCAUUUUCAAAAAGAGCACUAAUCGUAGAAUUAUUAUAUUUGUAAAGGCAUGCUUCAUGCUGGGAUUAUGGGUAUUUGGAGGGAACUUGGUGAGCAGUUCAUAUUUGUUCAAACUUAAAUUUCAAAAAAUGCAAUGCUGCAAUUUAAUUAUAUUAUAUAUGUUAAACUGGACAUUUAAAGGCAUGCUUCAGCUGCAAUUUGUAUUUACAAAAUGUUAGAAAUAUGGUGAUGAAGCUCUGGACUGGCAUUAUGGGCAUUGCUCUCUCUCCUGCUAUUUGUUAACAUGUUGUAAAGCGUAAAAAUUAUUGCACUUGACAACUAAUGUAAAUAUGUAAUGCAAAGGUUUUGCAUCGCUGAUGUCCUAAGACGAACAAAUACUUAUUGGCUGGAAAAUGUAGCAUCUGCAAACAAGUUUGGUGACCUGAGAUAAGAAUGAUGUCCUAUUAAUAAAGAGACUUUAUAUGGAACAUAAAAUUGGGUACAAAUAAAGCUAUUGAUAUUACCAAGGUAUCAGCAUCUGCCAACCCAGCUUUAAUUUCAGAAACCUCCUGAUUAUCCUGCUCUGCGAUUCAAUAAUGCAAAUUAAGUAAGUCACCAUUGCAGCUCAUUAUCUCUGAAUUCUGGACUCUAGGAAAGCAGUAGUUCAAAUAAGAUGCUUUUAGACACAUCUUCUGUAGAACAUAAAGUUAGCAGCAUUCCUCCUUUUGACUGAAACUGUAGGAGAGGACCUUCAACAUAGUGACCUACAAAUCUCGCCAAAUUUAUAUGUUGUAGUUCAAAUAAGAUGGUUACAGUCCAACCCAAAACUCCUCAGCUUCAUACCUGCAAACAACUCAGGUUCAAUGAAUACCUUUUAUCUCUAACUACUUGCUACAUAAAUUUGUUCAUUUAUGACAUAAGCCUCUCAAGUCAAGAAAAAGGCACCAAUAUUCCAUAGCUGAAAUGCAGAUCUCAAGUGGUCAAGUUCCUUGUCGAGAUCAUUGAUGGCUAGGUUAUAUUUCUGCAUUGGUGAAGACUGACUGGUGGUGUGAAUCUACAAACCAGCAUCAAGUUGGUUACUACCCUAGAAAAUUCAUUGAACACCACACAAAUAUUCGCCUUCCAACAAAACUUUGUCAUCCAACUCGAAACAGAAAUGGAGGUGGGGGCUGUCACUAUGGAGAGUUGAUAACUGAAUUUUGCACCAGGAGAAUUUCCAUCAACAGCCAAACCAUCCAUUCUCUUCAACAAACAACAAUGAUAACUAAAGACUGAAAGAGGAUACUGAUAAGCCGUUAAUUGCACAUGUUUUUACCCCUAUUCUGGAGCCGUUUGAGGUGUUGAUUCUCGUGUUUUAGGCCGAUUUCACGCUAGGUUGUGCUUGUUUGUGAUAUCUCAGGUCCUAGUACGUGAAUGAAGGUUUGGGAGCGAGUUCGGGGUCGAUUGGACGAAGAUCGGGCGUGAGGCAAGUCGCUGAGGAAGCCACACGGGCACACACAAAACUCACACGGCCGUGCAAGUGACCAAGGUGGCCGUGUGGGAUUGUGCGAGCCUUCACACGGGCACAAAUACAAUCCACACGGCCGUGUGAAUGAGUAAUUUGGCCGUGUGGAAUUCUGCGAGGCUUCACACGGGCAGGCUGGGUGAGCUACACGGCCGUGUGCCCUUGGCCGUGUAGGAAGCCUGAAACCCACAUAAUCGGAACGCGGCGUUUUGACCUCACACGGGCAUCUGGGUAUGCCACACGGUCGUGUGAGUCGGGAAUUUCUGGUUUUUACCCAAUUUUGGGCCACAAGUGAGAGAAUCGAAUUUUCAGAGCAAAAACAGAGCCCUAGAGAGAGAAAGUACGAAGAACACAUCCUAGAAGCUAUCUUGGAGCUGGGUUUCAUCAAAUCGAGCUUGGAGAUCGUUAUAGGAGUGGAAAUCAUCAUCCCAGAGCAGAUUCUUCCCAUUGUUAUGAGUAUGACUGCUUUGUAUUCUGUUUUCCUCUCUCUUUCUAUGGAGUAGAACCCUUCUCUCACUUGGGUAUGAAGAACCCUAGUUCCAUGUGUUAGGGAUUUGAUUGUAAUGACUUGGGAUGAUUAUACUGUUUGGUUUUAAUCGAAUGAUGCAUGUUUUAUUGAAUUGAUUGAAGUCUGAUCAGCUUUUCUUGAUUUCUGCUGCAACCUGAGAUAGAUAGAAUCUGAUUAGGUUGUUAGAGCUUCAUCAUUCGUUAGUAGGAGAUUGGCUAUACGAGAGUUAGCCAGUUUACUGCUUUGUACUGGAAUCCAAUUCCAGUAGUGGAGUUCUGUGCUUAUUGCUUCAGCUUUCUAUCCCGGUGAAGACUAGUCGUCUGCCGGGUAGUUAGACUGAGAGGGCUUGGUCAGCUUAAGAGAUUCCAAACUACUGUCGGAUCUUCCGCAAUCUAAUCAACAGUUAAUCAACCCAGGGUAAUUACAAUUGAGACCUAACUAAGGAGCUAGGGGGACUCAUUCCCGAGUGACUCUUCUUUGCUUGAGAAAACCGAACCAAUUCCUGCUUUCUUACUGCUUUUGCUUAAAACAAAAAUCACUUGACUUAGUUGGCUAGAUAAUAGAUAAUCACAUAGUAAGCAGUAGAUCUAGACCCCGGGUUGAUAAUAGAACUUGCCACUUUACUGCAUUCCCGGACUGCGAUUAUACUUGUUCGUAGUUUGGUGUUGUGUUUUGGCGUGUCAAGUUUUUGGCGCUGUUGCCGGGGAGCCUCUAGGUUAUUGGGGAAACGUGAAAAUUCGUUACUCCAGCUUUUACUUUAUUGCAUUUUAUCUCUUCCACCUGUGUGCCUUCACGGGUUGCUUCUGCUGAUUGUGUGAGGGUAGUGCAUGACCCGUAGCCAGUCGGGAGUUCUACUACCAUUAGACCCGGAGCUUGAACGAACCUGCAGGAACUUCAAGCGGGCUCUAAAGGCGCGACUGGCUGCGGAGGAGGAGUUAGCACAGCUGCAGAUCACUGAAGAAGAAGAGAUGGGGGAUCCACAGGACCAUGAUGUGGUCCUUCCCGAGGAGCAUACCAUGGGACAUUACUGGACCGCCAGGGCUGCAGACAUGAGGUCACCCAUUCAACACCCUCAUGUCCUAGCCAACAAUUUUGAGGUGAGCACCUCAGUAAUCACCAUGCUGCGCGGUUCGGUGGUGUUCCGUGGCAAAGAGGGGGAGUGCCCCCGAUCACAUCUCAGGCGAUUCCACGAGCUCAUCGAUGGAAUCAAGAUCAAUGGGGUCCCAGCAGAUGCCAUCCAGUUGAGGUACUUCCCAUUCACCCUAGAGGGGCAGGCCAAGGAGUGGCUAGACACUCGACCUCCGGGCUCCAUCACCACAUUCUCCAACCUGGCAGACAAGUUCCUAACCCGCUACCAUCCUCCAUCCAAGACGGCGGACCUGCAGAAGCAAAUUACCCAUUUUGCUCAGGAUGAGGAUGAGACCAUCCGGGACGCAUGGGAGAGAUAAAACAGUCUCUUCCUUAGGUGUCCCAAUCAUGGCU